Molecule: messenger RNA, 1721 nt
Organism: Bacillus rossius redtenbacheri
Lineage: Eukaryota; Metazoa; Arthropoda; Insecta; Phasmatodea; Bacillidae
Gene: AsnRS-m
Product: asparaginyl-tRNA synthetase
Exons: 4
Coding region: 265-1695 (476 amino acids)
Biological process (GO): asparaginyl-tRNA aminoacylation
Cellular component (GO): mitochondrion
Molecular function (GO): nucleic acid binding; asparagine-tRNA ligase activity; ATP binding
Source: RefSeq, a predicted model, not a curated record
GAGUGUUGUAGGCCGAGCCUUUUGUAGUAGAACACUGCCAUUAAGUGGGCGUGUUGCAAAUAUACUCAAUUCCAAACGUGUUGGGUGUCACGCAGACGUAAAGGUUCAAACAUGAAAUCACAAUUAUUGCAUUUUAUUUUUGACUACUUUCAUUUAUUGGUAGAAUUUAGGGUGUUCUUUUUAGGCUUAGUUUUUUAGUAUUUACUAUGUACUUUUAGCAUUCUGUUUAAGUUUUAUCGAAAUUUCAUUGUUUUUAAAUUUUUGAUGUGCCAUUGUUCACUAGUUAACGAAAUACAUUUGUCGUUUUUUUGUGCUGGAAACAGUCACAGCGUUAUCAAGCAAUUUGUAACAAAGCUAUUUUUGUCGAAAUACAUUGUUUGGAAGGGAUGGGUGAAGGCUAUGCGUAAAAUGAAAGACAGUGUGUUUAUUGACCUGGACGAUGGUUCCUGUGCAAAGACCCUGCAGAUCGUAGUGCCAAAGUCGGUCCAGCCACCGGACCUGACGUACGGGGCGUCCCUCAGGGUUCAAGGCACGCUGCAGCUGAACCCUUCCGGCCAGGUGGAGGUGGUUGCCGACGGAGUGGAAGUGUGUGGCCCGUGCGUGGUCUCGGACGGCUACCCGUUCCUGCCCAGGAAGAGGUACUCCCAGGACUACGCGAGGCAGUUCCUGCACUUGCGGCCGAGGACCAAGGUGUUUGGUUGCGUGCUGCGCGUGAGGGACGCUGUGAUGAGGGCACUGCACCAGCACUUCCACGGGCAGGGUUACGUGAACGUCCACACGCCCGUUCUUACGUCCAAUGACUGCGAGGGAGCGGGCGAGGUGUUCGUUGCGCGCCCGGACAGCGACGCCCUCGUGGCAUCCAUGGCCAAAGAGGGUGCCACGCCAGAUGAAGCAUUUUUCAAUGUCAAAUCCUACCUUACUGUCUCAGGACAGUUGCAUUUAGAAGCUGUUGCAAGGAGCUUAUGCAGGGUUUACACUGUUGGCCCAACCUUCCGUGCAGAAAAUUCACGCACGCGCCACCACUUGGCAGAAUUUUACAUGGUGGAGGCAGAGGUCGCAUUCCUUGACAGCAUGUCUGAACUACUUUCCAUAAUGGAGAACCUAAUCAAAGAUGUCACUGCGAGAGUCCUGGACGAGUGCGAAGACGACGUCCAGGUUUUGCUUGGUCGGGACGAUGCCGGACAAGCAUUGAACGCAUCCCAGGUUGUAAAGCAGCCAUUCGUCACAAUGACAUACAAGGAAGCUGUCAGUGUUCUGAACGAGCACUCUGAACAUUUCGAGGUCCACACCCGUGAAGGUGAGGGCCUCAGUAAGGAGCACGAGCUGUUUCUGGUGCGUCAUGCCGGGGGUAUACCUGUCUUCGUGGUUGAGUGGCCGAGUGCAAGCAAGCCAUUCUACAUGAAGCGAGCCGCAGACAACAGCGACAAGGUGCUGGCAGUGGACUUGCUAGUGCCACAAGUGGGGGAGUUGUGUGGUGGCAGUCUCCGGGAAGAUGAUUAUGUGCUGCUGCAGGACCGACUGCGGGAGCAACAGUUGCACAACCUACAGUGGUACCUUGAUCUGAGAAAAUAUGGGAAUGUGCCCACGGGGGGAUUUGGAAUGGGGCUGGAACGGUAUUUGCAGUGCCUGCUGGGCAUCAGAAACAUUAAAGACACAAUUCCAUUUCCAAGGUGGCCCCACAACUGCAGUCUUUAGAAGCGCGUAUUAAAUGAGAUAGUUGU